Molecule: messenger RNA, 1749 nt
Organism: Anastrepha ludens (Mexican fruit fly)
Lineage: Eukaryota; Metazoa; Arthropoda; Insecta; Diptera; Tephritidae
Exons: 2
Coding region: 613-1050 (145 amino acids)
Source: RefSeq, a predicted model, not a curated record
ACAAAGCGCUUUAAGCAAUAAAAAUUCAUAUAUAAAUGUGAAUUUGUCACAGCGAAUCUUGACAGUAAAAUAUCAAAAUUUGUACCGCACAGGUCGUCGAGUGAAUGCAGCUAAUUUACAAUUUGAAGGAAAAUAAUUAUUGAAAGUGUGAAUAGAAAUCAAAGAAUAUCGUUUCGAGAGACAAAAACAAAAACAACUAAGCAAAAAAUCGCAAGCAUCAUAAAUGAACAUCCGCUAUCGAAUUAAAAAUGCAAAAAUACUGAAAAUUGCAAACAUUUUUUAUGAUCAUAUUGGCUGUGAUAAUUAAUUGUAUAAAUUUGUGGAUAUUUGAUAAUUGGUUAAAAAAAUUUGAAAAAAAAAAUAGAAACGAAAAUUUGUCAACUAAAAAAUCAGUGGUAAAUGAAACUAGCGCUAAUCGAGCAAAACAGGAGUGUGCCCAAAUUUUUCCAUACACACAUUUUUAUUGAAUUUCGUUGUGCUCAUUUCAAGGUGUGCCGACGUAAAUACAUAGUUUUGUAAACAAAUUCAAAUCAUUACAAGGACAUACCUUGGGUAACUUACUUUGAGUGUCUUCGAGUUUCAAGUGUUUGCAACGAAAAACAAAUAUCAGUAAUGGCCAAAUUCGUCGUCAUCGCACUCUGCGUUUUUGCGUCACUGGCUGCCCACAAUCUUUGUGUCUAUGCGCAGGAACGCAUUAAUAAUUAUUUGGAUGUUGAGACUCCAAAUUUUUUCCAAUACAAUUCACCACUGAGGCAACCGGAUAGUCUACGCUCGCCGCAAUACUUUGAUUUCCUGAGUACACUGUACCGCCGAGAUGCCACUAAGGCGGAUCUUUUCCGUCCGUACGUGAGAUCCCGUCGGGCCGCUGUCGAUGCACCGCUCUCUGUGCCAUUAGAUGUGUCUUUGUCGCCUGUGGCCGCCGUUGCAGCGUCGGGAGCUGCAUUGCUCGAUGAGCGCCCACGUCGCGCCAUCGUUUUCCGGCCGCUGUUUGUCUACAAGCAACAACAAAUUCGUAAGGAGGAUUUGUCGAAACGUCGUCGUCGCGUGUAAGACAAUCUAACAAAAAAAAAGCAAAGAUAAAACUUUUUAUCCUUUUUGGCCAUCUAAAAGUUACACUGCGAUCUUACGUUUUUAUUUUUUUUAUACUUAAUCUUUAUUCACAUUUUAUAUUUUACAUUUUGUAUUUUGUAUUUAUGAAAUUGCAUUCGACCUUUUCUUGCAUCCACUUUACACUUCAAUCGCCCUUUUCACCCAUAAAUUCCUAAUUUUUUAUUAGCUUACAUACAUUCACUUAACUCAACGUUUAUAAUCAUUUUAAAGCAGCACAUUUUUUCGUAACUUAAAGAAAAGAAAAUAGAAUAUGGAAUAAUCUCGAAUUCCGUCACGAAACAUUGUUCAUAAAAUAUUUGUAUGAAUUAAAUUUUUUGAUAUAUCCCUAUAUAUAUGUAUGUAUGUAUGCACUAAUUGGUCUAGACUUAGUUUCUUAUAAUUUAAGUAUGUGGAAUAAAAUUUGGAAUUCAAUUUCUUUCUUAACUGAGCAUAAUUUAAGGAGCGAAUAUUUGUUACUGUAAAACAUAACAAAUAUGUGUGAACCGAUGUUAGUUUUAUUAACUGUGUUGAAAAUAAGUUACAAAAUUAUGUAAAAGUAAAUUGUUAAAUUCUUUUUAGUCAAAAUCUAAAUGCACGCCAUUAUAACUAAUUUAUAAAUUUUAAAUAUUUAUGUAUAUACAUAACCAAAUAAAUGAACAU